UCAAAUGGACAACAAAAUUAGUGCAGAAGAGAUGAAAAAUGAAGGAGAAACAACAGUGAAGGAAAGUGGCAUUGAGUCUCAUCCUUAUGCAUUUCAUGUUUCUGGACCUCGAAAUGUUCCUUCCCCAAAUUGGAAAGAUCUUAUUAAUUCCAGUUGGAGGAAGGAUGCUAACUAUAAAAGAACAGUAAUGGCCUGUUUUAUCCAAGCUGUUUACCUUCUUGAGCUUGAUAGACAAGAAAAUAGGACAGAACAAAAUGCACUUGCUCCGAAAUGGUGGAUACCUUUUAGGUACAAGUUGGUCGAGACUCUAAAAGAUGAACGAGAUGGAUCCAUAUUUGGUGCAAUAUUGGAGUGGGAUCGAUCUGCAGCUUUGGCUGAUUUUGUACUGAUCAGACCGAGUGGUGCACCUAGAGCUGUUUUGGCCUUAAGGGGAACAAUUCUGAAAAGCCAGACAAUGAGAAGGGAUAUUGAGGACGAUCUCCGCUUCCUAGCUUGGGAAAGUUUGAAAGGAUCUGUGAGAUUUAGUGGAGUUUUAAAGGCACUAAAAGCAAUCGCCGACAAGUAUGGGAGUAAUAAUGUUUGUAUUGCUGGUCAUUCCCUUGGAGCUGGCUUUGCUCUUCAAGUUGGGAAAGCGUUAGCCAAAGAAGGGAUAUACGUAGAGGCACAUUUGUUCAAUCCACCCUCUGUUUCACUUGCUAUGAGUUUCAGAAAUAUCGGAGAAAAAGCUGGCUUUGCCUGGAAAAGAAUCAAAGCAAUGCUUCCUUCAAAAUCUGAUUCUCAAAUCAGCUGUGAGGAACGCGGUGCAACAUCUUUUCCAGUAGGCCUAAAGCAAUGGGUACCUCACUUGUAUAUUAACAACAGUGAUUACAUAUGCUGCUCUUAUACUUAUGCAGACGGAGCACAAAACGACCAAGCUGCAGCUAACAAGGAGAAUGCAAAACCAACAAACUGCAGCCAAGCUGCAGCAAAACUUUUCUUGUCAUCGAAGGGCAAUCAGAAGUUUCUUGAGGCGCAUGGAUUGGAACAAUGGUGGUCCGAUAACUUGGAACUACAAAUGGCUAUUAGUAACAGCAAGCUCAUUAGCCAGCAGUUGAAAUCCUUGUACACUAUGCCAGCUGCUCAACUAACACCAGUCAAGCGAUAACAGAUAAAAAAAAGUGGCUUUCGCAGCCCCUUUGCUGAUAUAAUAACUCAUUUUAAAUGCAAAUAGUUGUUCCUAUGUCACCAU
Solanum verrucosum is the source of this 1228-nucleotide messenger RNA. RefSeq names its product GDSL esterase/lipase At4g10955-like. The record is from RefSeq and is a predicted model, not a curated record. NCBI's taxonomy places the organism in Eukaryota, Viridiplantae, Streptophyta, Magnoliopsida, Solanales, Solanaceae. The coding region runs from base 5 to 1144 and encodes 379 amino acids. The transcript is spliced from 2 exons.